Cylicostephanus goldi is the source of this 411-nucleotide messenger RNA. The record is from the annotation of a GenBank genome assembly. NCBI's taxonomy places the organism in Eukaryota, Metazoa, Nematoda, Chromadorea, Rhabditida, Strongylidae.
AUGUGUGUACAAAGCCCUAUGAUAGAACGUAUGGGUGCGAAGUUCCUUUCGAACGUUGAACGCCCACGCAUUCUCAAAACGCACUUCUCGGCCCUAAAUGUUCCCAAGAACAACAACGCAAAAUACAUCUUUUGUGUUAGAAACCCGAAGGACUGCUGCACAAGCUAUUUCCAUCACAAUCGCAAUUUCAAAAUCUACAAUUUUGCUGAUGGCGAAUGGGAAACGUUUGUGGAUCUGUUCAUAUCGGGUCAGCUCGCAUUCGGCGAUUACUUCGAUCACCUUCUUGGGUGGUUGCCCCUGCUUGAGCAACCUAAUGUGCUUUUUUUGAUGUACGAAGAUAUGGUAAAGGAUCUCGAGGGAUGCAUUUACAAGGUGAUUUCAUGCUCCGGUAUCACACCAUUACAAAUCUAG